UACAUCUCUGUCAUCAUAAUGAUUAUGCAUAUCAGAUCUUCAGGAUAAUAAUUGAUCGCCAAGAUUGUCUUGUUUACAUUUGUCACGUGGUUCAUCAGCUGAUUUUUGUUUACAUGUGGACCCGAAACAGCGUUACCUCUACGCUGAAGAAUGGAGUUUGCAGGACUGGAUGAUGACCUAUUUGAGGUGGAACGUGAACGAGCCAAGGCAGAUGAGGAAUAUUCUGCUCGCUUUUGUGACGAUUGCUGGUUCAUGGAUGUGGGACCAGAGGAACUUGUGUCGCAGGAGGAUACCUUGAGUGUACAGAAAUAUAUUGCUGAAUAUCUGUUUUUAAGAAAAGAUUAUGAAUCUGCUAUUCUCAAAUAUAAUGAAAUUUUAUCUGACUUGUCUGCUGGCAACAUAGCAACUAAAAGAGAAUGUUGUGAAGGGAUUGCCAGAAGCCAUUUAAAAAAAGGAACACCUAAGGAUGCUAUUGAAUAUGCAGAAAAAUUGCAUACAACAUCAAAAACAGUGGAACAAGCAACUGUAAGUUGUUCUCUGUUAGUGGAUGUAAACCUAGCAGCAGGGGAAUUCAAAGAUGCUCUUUCAGCAGCACAAACACUUGUAACUCUUCACUCAUUUAACAGUGAUACCUGGUUGAAGCUGGCUUGUGUAUAUGCAGCUCUCUACAAUGUUGCCAUUCCAAAUGUACAAGAUCUCAUGAAGUUUUCUGUUUCAGCAAAGGUUAGGAUAGAAAACACAGACAGUGGUUUAGAAACUUGUGAUAAUUCAGAUGACGAAAUUCUAUUGCUCGGGGAUUCAUUGUUGAGUUUGACCAAUGAAGCUGAUCAGGAUGUUUCUACAAUGGGGGAUAUUGAUGUGGCAGUGCAGUUUGUUGCAGCCUCUCUCCUGAGGUCCUUUGUUCUUCUGAAGAAAACGGUAGGAACAGCAGUUGGCUUUGCCGCUGGAUUUAGUGUGUUGUAUCAGAAGAAAAUUCUCAAGGACUUGAACAUGUUGAUGCAUGAAGAUGCACUGCAGUAUUUGCGACAACAAGUUUUGAAAAGUGGAGACAUAAUGGAGAAAAUGAGCGUUCCAUUACAGGAUGUGACAGACUUUGUGGACAGAGGGAGUUCCAAAUUCAAGUCAGAAGAGAACGAGAAUUGCUUUGAGGGAAUAUCACAGCAGAACUUUGAGAGUCGAUGGUUCAGCUGGAUUUGCUGAGACACAAAAGAACUGAGAGAAAGAAAGAAAAAAGUGGAAGAAAAUAAAUUACCAUUAAUACAUUAAUUUGAUUGAAAAUAAAAAUUAAAGAAUGACA
Messenger RNA from Penaeus vannamei (Pacific white shrimp), 1297 nucleotides. RefSeq lists its product as uncharacterized. The record is from RefSeq and is a predicted model, not a curated record. Gene Ontology annotation, molecular function: protein binding. Lineage: Eukaryota; Metazoa; Arthropoda; Malacostraca; Decapoda; Penaeidae.